Messenger RNA from Trichoderma aggressivum f. europaeum, 2271 nucleotides. RefSeq lists its product as uncharacterized. Bases 1 to 2271 code for a protein of 756 amino acids. The transcript is spliced from 6 exons. NCBI's taxonomy places the organism in Eukaryota, Fungi, Ascomycota, Sordariomycetes, Hypocreales, Hypocreaceae. Gene Ontology annotation, cellular component: endoplasmic reticulum membrane. The record is from RefSeq and is a predicted model, not a curated record. Gene Ontology annotation, biological process: GPI anchor biosynthetic process. Gene Ontology annotation, molecular function: heme binding; monooxygenase activity; oxidoreductase activity, acting on paired donors, with incorporation or reduction of molecular oxygen.
AUGGAAGGCUCCAUCCUCCUGCUCGCAGGUGGUCUCAUCAGCCUCUUCGUCGUUGGGAGGAUCGUGGCGUACACGAGGUUGAGGUCGUUCAGAGGACCCUUCUUGACCAACUUUACCAAUCUGCCUCACAGGAAAGCUUUGUUCCAGCAGAGGUGCCAGGAGUGGUACGGCGAGAUUUGUGAGAAAUAUGCAAGGAUUGCUCCCAACCUCCUAAUCACCUCUGACCCCGAUGUAUGGAUUCAUGUGAAUAAUAAGCCUGGCUAUAAGCGUUCCGAGUGGUAUUAUACGGCCUGCCGCAUUGAGUAUCGACGAGACAAUGUCUUUACGCAGACAGACAACCAAAAGCAUGAGGCUAGAAGAAAGCAAAUGGCUCCGGGGUACUCUGGAAGAGAAAACCCCGACCUUGAACAAAGCGUUGACGAGCGUGUCAGAGAAUUCAUUGACUUGAUCAGGUCCAAGUAUAUUUCCACAAGUGUCAAUGUUGUACCGGUGGAUAUGGCGCGCAAAGUCCAAUUCUUCACUUUGGAUGUCAUUAGCGGAGUCGGACUGGGAAAGACUUUCGGCAUGCUGCAGAGCGACACCGACGUAGAAAGCUAUCUCAAGUCCAGCGAAGAAGGCCUUCAUAUUGCCAACUUUGGCCUCGCCUUUAGCCUCAGCUGGAUCACGCAGGCACGCUUCCUCGGCAAAUUCAUUGCCCCGUCGCCAGAGGAUAGCAAGGGGUUCGGUAGGAUGAUGGCCACUUGCUUCCGCUAUGUCAAUGAGCGUGUCGCAAACCCGACAGACAAGCGAUCCGACAUGCUGGCAUCAUUCAUCCGCCAUGGCAUCUCAGGCGACGAGUUGCGCUCAGAAGCCCUGGAGCAGAUCGUUGCCGGCUCCGACACCACAGCAACCAGCAUCCGAUGCACCCUGCUUCACAUCAUUACAAACCCGCGCGUAUACGCAAAGCUCCAAAGGGAAAUCGACGAAGCCAUUCGAGAUGGCAAAGCUCCUCAGGAUGGCCUCAUCACUCACAGCCAGGGAAAGCAACUCCCCUAUCUCCAGGCCACGAUCCGCGAGGCCAUGCGAGUGUGGCCACCCGUCGCAAACAUCUUCUCGCGAGACAUUCCACCCGAGGGCGACACCGUCCAAGUCAAAGGCGAAGAUGUCUUCUUGCCUGGAGGCGCAUGCAUUGGAUAUUCCGCGUUUGGAAUGCACCGCAGCACCGACAUCUAUGGCCCCGACGCAAAGGCCUUCCGUCCUGAGCGCUGGUUCGAGGAAGACAAGGACAAGCUCGCGCUCAUGGUCCGCACAAACGAGCUGAUGUUUGGCCACGGGAAGUUUCAAUGCCUUGGAAAAGCGGUUGCUCAAAUUGAACUUGGAAAGAUAGUAUUCGAGAUCUUCCGCAACUUUGACAUGGCCCUGAUCAACCCAACGAAGCCAUGGGUAGCUUUGAACUCGCUUGGAUUGUUUACCAUCUCCGACAUCUCAAACUCCAAGAAUCACGGGAAUGCGCUGGUAGGCUCAAUCACCAUGUCCUCAGCACUGGCAAAGGCUCCUUUAGCUCCGGCUACCGACAGCAAGCCAAAGGCCACCGUGACCGCGGUCCCGACAUUCGACAAUGCCUUGUCAAAGGGCAUCGCCUUCGGCCGAGUCGCUGUCCUGCUCGGGCUGCUGGCUGCUCAGUUCAACGACCUGGUGGCAGAGCCGGUGCUGACGCUGCAAUCCGCGCUGCCCGUCGUGGCUGUCGUCCAGGUGGCAUAUGCAAUGCUGUGUCUACCAGCAGCAGGCUCUCAGCAGGCGAAAGCGGCCAAGAAGGCUCGUCCCGGCGAGAAGAAGAAGCCCGAACAAGCCGGAACGAGCUCGGUGGUGACUGCCUUCCUCGCCCUCGUUCUCUCUACGAUAGCGACCCCUGUCAUCCAUGCGCUCUUCAUCCUCUUCGGUGCGCCCCUCCUCGACCACGUUACUCACACGUUCCUCUGCGCGGCGCACUUCUCCCUCCUCGGCAUCUUCCCCGUCAUCUACGCACGUGGAGUGGAUAACCAAGCUCUGAUUGCUGUGGCUGGACUGUCUGCGCCUCUGGACGAGACGCUGGGCGGCCUGCUGGGUGCAGUGCUUGGCGCAUGGUUGGGCGCGGUGCCUAUUCCGCUCGACUGGGAUCGAGAAUGGCAGAAGUGGCCCGUCACGAUUGUCUGCGGCAUGUACGCGGGGUCGUGUCUUGGCAGCUGGCUGUCUGGAGUCGUGUUUUUCGGCAAGCGGCUCGGAGGAACUGCGUCUGCCGCAAAGGACGAGUAG